ACGUGACCUGUGUUUACAUCCUCUUCUCAGCUGUUUCUUUCUUCCUCCACUUCGACACGGCGGUUCGUCCGUCACUACUUUACCUUUCCGCCAAACUAGCAGGUUAGCUCGGUCGACCAGCUCGCACUUCUUUUAGCCCCCGACGGAGGCUGCAAACGUCUGAAAGACACUGUCACCGACCGUCGCAUUGCACGUCCACACACACACACACACAAACGGACAGAGUUAUUGCGACACGGCACUGUCACUUGCCUGGACAUGACUGUUGUCUGAGCUGAUAUUUGAGGAGUCACAGCGGCAGCAUCCUUCAGCUGGCCGUUCACCUCCAUGCCACUCUGAGGACUCAUCCUGCGUACGAGUUCGGCCCCUGUGUUUCUCUUCUCUUUGCACCAUGGGGGGAGCCGUGAGCGCUGGGGAGGACAAUGACGACCUCAUUGAUAAUCUGAAGGAGGCACAGUAUAUUCGCACAGAAAAAGUUGAACAGGCUUUUCGGGCCAUAGACCGCGGGGACUACUAUCUGGACGGCUAUCGGGACAGUGCCUACAAAGACUUGGCAUGGAAGCAUGGCAACAUACACCUGUCUGCUCCGUGUAUAUACUCUGAGGUGAUGGAGGCCCUCAAACUACAGCCAGGACUGUCUUUCCUCAAUCUGGGCAGUGGAACCGGCUACCUGAGCACAAUGGUUGGCCUCAUCAUAGGGCCGUUUGGUGUGAACCACGGAGUUGAGCUCCACAAGGACGUGGUUGAAUAUGCCCGAGAGAAACUGGACGACUUCAUAAAGAAUAGCGACAGCUUUGAUAAGUUUGAGUUCUGUGAACCCGUCUUCGAGGUGGGGAAUUGCCUUGAAAUCUCAACAGACAGUCACCAAUACGAUCGCAUUUACUGUGGCGCAGGAGUGCAGAAGGAUCAUGAAAAUUACAUGAAAGUGCUGCUGAAAAUUGGAGGCAUUCUGGUGAUGCCUAUAGAGGAUCAGCUGACCCAGAUAACCAGGACUGGCCAGUGCUCAUGGGAGAGCAAAAACAUCUUGGCGGUGUCCUUUGCCCCCUUGGUCCAGCAGAGCAGAGCUGAUGGAGAGAAGCCUGACACUGUCCAGCUGCCUCCAGUGACUGUCCGCAGCCUUCAGGAUCUAUCUCGGAUCUACAUCCGCCGCACCCUCAGAAACCUGGCCAACGAGGACAGUCAGGGGAAGGGGGUGGUGCAAAGAGUCCCCCAGAAGCGCAAACGCAGGCGCUGCCGACGGCGACGCAUCAAUACCUACGUUUUUGUAGGCAACCAGCUGAUCCCCCAAAUGGUGGAGAGCGAGGAGGAGGAGCACCCCGAGGAAGAACACAAGGAAGUGGAGGAGGAGGAGGAAAGAGACAUUGGCGACAUUGAAAUCCUCAAGCAAGUGAACGUGUUGAGAGACCAAAUAAUGGCUUUACCGCUGCCUGAGUCACUGAAAGCAUAUUUGCUGUAUUACAGAGAGAAAUGACUGUUCAACUCGAGAUCCGCUCUUAAUGGGUGCGGCGCCUGCUGAAAUGCUUUUCCUUCACCCAUUUUUUCGAUACAAAUGUAGCAUUAUUUCCAUUAAAUCUUGAUGGCAAAACUGUAACAGAAGGAGGCGUCAUAGAUAAUUUUGGAUAAUAAUGUUAUGAUUGUUAUGAAUUGUCAGUUUUUGUUCAUUUUUCUUUCUGAUUUGUAUUUAAAAGAACAAUGUAAAAAGUAUACUAAAUGGACUUAGUUUCAGGAACCCGUUUUGAGAUUCAGAUUUUAUCACACUGUCAGGAUUUCUGCAGAAGUGUGCAGAUUAAAAAUUGUAUAAAAGAAAAAAAAGUUCUUACUAUAUUUGUUAAAAUAUGAUCAUGCUAAGAUGAAGACUUUUAUUGCAGCUUUUUUAGAAGCUUUAACUUUCAGUAUCAGCGUCGGCGAUUUGAAGAUGCCGAGAGGAGAAAAAAAAAAGGCACUGAGAGGCAAACGAGGCCACAUCCUCCCAUUUUGAGUUUUGAGAGUAAGAUGUUGCGUAAUCACGAAUGGGACACUUGUGUCAUUGCUCUUCUUGAUAUUAACGUGUUUUGUACCUUCCUAUUACAAGAGAUCAUUGAUAUUGGUUCAUAAUUUUUUCUACAGGGCGCCUUUUAAUGUACCUUUUUCUACAGGGUGCUUACAUACUUGUGUUUUUCUCACUGAGUAGCUGACAUCCUCUUUGAUAUGAGCAGGUGUUGUAAGCCCUCACCCCACCUCCAUGGUUUCCUUUCAUUGCAAAUAGUAUAUUCAUUUUAAAUGAUUCAUAUCAAGAGGUUUAAAAAAACUGAUAAUGCUGAUGAUGGGUGUUCAGUGGUGAUUCACAUUUAUAGCUUUUUUUUUUUUUUUUAAAGAGGGAACUGGUUAAGGGGAGAUGUUUGUCAUUAAUGAGUACAUGCAUGAAUAUACUGUAUACGUGUUGGCUGUUCCUGACUUUGCUACCACAUCUUAAGAUCGGUCACUGGAGGUGAUGUCCCAGGUGAUCAAGUCCGGAAAAGAAGAUAAAACAAACAGAUGAUUUUAAAGAAUAAUAAUCAAUUAGAUGGCCUUGAGAUAAAAUUCUGUAUAGAAAUGCGCUUUUUUUUUUUUUUUUAAUCGACGACAAUGCAAAUCAAAAUCGCUGAGGAUUUUGAAGCCUUUUUGUAUCCUGGACUGUCGAAAAAGCGUCCAGAAAAGCACCUUAUCCCGCAGUCCUCAAGUGGAAAAAAAAGAAAACAAAGGUGCCAUUUUUUUGGCUUAGUUUCUAUUGUGGACUGAACUUCUUGUAAUGUAAACCCUGUUUAAUCAAAGUACAAUUAGCUUGCAGACCUUCCCCUGAUAGUGAUGGCUCUUAAGUGCCAACGUAUCCCAUCACAUUAGGUGAAUGCUGCGAGUUUCCGCCACAGUAAUUCCACCCAAAUAAAGUGGUAUAUUUCUACAACAAUAAUUAUACUACUACUACUACUACUAAUAAUAAUAAUAAUAAUAAUAAUAAUGAUAAUGAUAAUAAUAAUAAUGAAAAAAAAAAGUAAACAUUCCACGGUUAAAAAAGAAAAAAAGCACAUCACUGAUAGAUGUCACACUUUUUUUUCAUGCUUUUUACAGUCAAAGACUUGGACGUUUUCCUUCAUCUUACUUUGAAUGCAUAUUUUUUUAGUAUUCCAAAAGCUGAGUUGAAUGUUGUUGAUAUGAAUUCUAUUCGAUAUAAAAGUGAUAUAUAUGUAUUGUUAUCAUAUGAAUUCUGCAUACAGUUUCAUUUGCAUUUUGGUUUGUCGUAGCGCCCUCUUGCUGUACUGUAUCUUGACACUGGGAAACUCUGUAGAUCAACAAACUCCACUGCUGUCUGUUAAAUAGAUAAGAUAUAUUAGUGCUAUAGGUCUUCAGUUUUUGUUCUGGUGUACUGAAAAAUCUUUUGUUUUGAGAAAAAAAGGGGGUGAUUAUUCUAUUAGUAGUUUUGUGUGUGAAGAGGUAACAUUUAUUUUCUGUAAGGUUUUUUUUUUUUUUUUUUUUUUUUUUACAUUCAUUGGAAAGCUUUGCAAGUAAGCAAUAAUGGAAUAAUUUCUCAUUCUUAUAAUUACCAAUAAUAACAUAGUCCCAUUUGAUUUGCUUGGUAUCCAUUAAAUUUCACAUGACCAAUUAUAGGCAUGCAACAGUUUAUAUACCAUUAUCUAAAACAUAAUUGCUAAUUAGAGAGCACAUUAAGGAUUGAAAGCAGGGGACCUACAACCUCGACUCUCAGGUCACGCCUUGCACCAAAGUUAAUGGGACUGCCCGUGAUUACAUUUAAUGUGGACGAGAGCUGACUACAAUAACGGCACCCGCUGAAGACCAAGUCAUAACCGAUUCUCCGCUUUCAUAUUAAGUUAAUUUGUCGAGAGCCAAAAGCGGUUCUGUUACUGUUUAUCAGGCCCAGGUUGAUUUUUCUCAUAGUGUGUGCAGUUUCAUUUUUUUUGAAAAUGUGUUGUUUCUCCGUAAAUGUUUGGCACAAAAAUAAAGGUCACAAUCACA
Acanthopagrus latus (yellowfin seabream) is the source of this 3987-nucleotide messenger RNA. It is a transcript of the gene pcmtd1, whose product is annotated as protein-L-isoaspartate (D-aspartate) O-methyltransferase domain containing 1. Gene Ontology annotation, biological process: protein modification process. The transcript is spliced from 6 exons. Lineage: Eukaryota; Metazoa; Chordata; Actinopteri; Spariformes; Sparidae. Gene Ontology annotation, molecular function: protein-L-isoaspartate (D-aspartate) O-methyltransferase activity. Bases 392 to 1471 code for a protein of 359 amino acids. Gene Ontology annotation, cellular component: cytoplasm. The record is from RefSeq and is a predicted model, not a curated record.